Punica granatum (pomegranate) is the source of this 1959-nucleotide messenger RNA. NCBI's taxonomy places the organism in Eukaryota, Viridiplantae, Streptophyta, Magnoliopsida, Myrtales, Lythraceae. The record is from RefSeq and is a predicted model, not a curated record.
CAUUUUUAUCUUCCCACUUCGCUGUCAUUCAUCCUCACGAUCUUCAGACACCCUUUGAUUUUGUGUCGAGUCUCGGCCUCUUCAACGUUCAACGAUGGAAAUGGAAUCGAUCAAUCAAACGGCAGCCCUGAUUAUUAAUUAAAUAAUUUCGAAAAGUUAGCUUGAUUUAGAAUCCAAUUUCUUGAGUAUAUAUACAUAUAUUCUAUAUACUGCUCCAAUUUUUCUUCACCUUCUCUCCUCUCUCUCUCUCUCUGUGGCUUGCGACAGUGAUCCAUUUUUCUCGAAUUAGCGAGCGAUUACCCCUUCAUUCAUCUGCUGCUCCUUUUCCAAAAAGCAGGAAACUUUGACCCUGUUCUCUCGAAUCAACGGCGACCCAUUUCGCCCUCUUGCCCGAUUGGUACGCCCCCCGCAGCUAGAUCCAAACACGACCGGCGGAAUUCCCUUCUGGGUUUGGGAGGUUUCUUGGUCUCUUGUCGGGGGGAGUCUGUAGCGGGGCGGUGAAAUUCGGAGGGGAAGGAAAGAUGAUGAAGAUGACAAUGGAGGGGAUGAUGGACAAUGGGGUGUUGGACGAUAUAAUAAGGAGGCUGUUGGAAGGGAAAGGAGGGAAGCAAGUUCAGCUCUCUGAGGGUGAGAUCCGUCAGCUCUGCAUCAACGCCCGUCAAAUCUUCCUCUCCCAGCCCAAUCUCCUCGAGGUUCGAGCUCCCGUUCGAAUCUGCGGAGAUGUACACGGACAAUAUCGGGAUCUGCUGAGGCUAUUUGAAUUUGGAGGCUACCCUCCUAACGCGAACUACCUCUUCCUUGGGGACUAUGUAGACCGAGGCAAACAGAGCUUAGAGACAAUUUGUCUACUUCUAGCCUACAAGAUUAGACACCCGGACCAAGUUUUUCUUUUGAGAGGAAACCAUGAGGAUGCGAAAAUAAACCGAAUUUAUGGGUUUUAUGACGAAUGCAAGAGGAGAUUUAAUGUACGUCUAUGGAAGAUGUUCACUGACUGCUUCAAUUGCUUGCCUGUUGCUGCCCUGAUCGACGACAAGAUACUUUGCAUGCACGGUGGGCUCUCUCCGGAGCUGCAGAAUUUGGAUCAGAUCAGAGAGAUUCAGAGGCCCACAGAGAUUCCUGAUUAUGGGUUGCUCUGCGAUCUACUUUGGUCUGAUCCAGACCCAACCAUCGAGGGCUGGGCUGAUAGCGAUCGUGGGGUGUCAUGUACUUUUGGGGCCGAUAAGGUUGCUGAAUUCUUGGACAAAAAUGACCUCGAUCUCAUUUGCAGAGGUCAUCAGGUGGUUGAGGACGGAUACGAGUUCUUUGCAAAGCGGAGGUUGGUCACAAUAUUCUCAGCCCCUAACUAUGGUGGGGAGUUCGAUAACGUGGGUGCUUUAUUAAGUGUUGAUGAGUCCCUAAUGUGUUCCUUCGAGAUACUGAAGCCCAUUGACAAAGCUUCCCCAAGCGGUUCCGGCUCAUCAAAAUUGACUCUUAAGAAGCCUCCGAAGCUAGGGCAGGUCUGAUGAGGAUUUGUGAAGUUUUAGAGUAAAUUCACACGUUCAAUUUAUCGACCAUAGCAAAGAACAGGAUCAUCCUCAAAGAUCUGGGCUUCCCUGGGAGUUGACAACAUCAAAUCUUUCAUGGAGUCGGAACUUUGCGGUAAUCUGUACAUCUAUGAAGCGUGCUAAUUCUGUGGAGGGAACGGAAAUUUUCCCGAUUAUCAGUCACUUCACACUCCCUUCCGUUCCUCUGCGACAUUCUGUGUUUCUGUUUUCUCUGGUGAUCUUUUACUUGAUUUGUGUGUUGGGGUAUAUAUGUAAAUUAGUGUCGAUUACAGCCUCUUCCGAGAUUUCUUUGUAAUCAAAGCGCAUGCAUGUUGAUAUUUUCCCCUUUCUGCUUCCUUCAUAACCAACCAAGACUGACUGAUGUAAGAACAAGACCUCUGCUUCAGAUGAAUAUAACCGGAAUCGGUUUUCUUUC